Puccinia graminis f. sp. tritici CRL 75-36-700-3 is the source of this 4587-nucleotide messenger RNA. RefSeq lists its product as uncharacterized. Gene Ontology annotation, cellular component: chromosome; nucleus. The coding region runs from base 1 to 4587 and encodes 1528 amino acids. The transcript is spliced from 10 exons. The record is from RefSeq and is a predicted model, not a curated record. Lineage: Eukaryota; Fungi; Basidiomycota; Pucciniomycetes; Pucciniales; Pucciniaceae.
AUGUCUGACUCCAACCAACACAUUACUCCAAUCUUCAACGUCCCUUGCCAAUACAAGGAACCUAUUUCUAUUACCACCUCUCCCAAUGACCACGCACUCAAGGGGCACAAAUCAACAACAAUGGUCAGAGUGGAAAUGUCGCCCCUUCCUCACAAUCACUUGACAACUGUCAUCCCAGCAGGGAAUCAGAUUAGACUCACCAAGGAGUUUCCAGUCUUGGGAUUCAACACUUAUGCCAAGACCCUUGUCUGUCUUGACUGCCACUGCGGGGUGCCAACAAAGGAAGUCACUGGCCACUUGAGCAGCAGCCCCCACAAGAUCAACAACAUCAAUCCAGAUGCGAUCAUUCAAGCCUUCAAAUCAAUCAAUGUCAAGGUUCCUCUUGAUAAUAAACGAACCCCCCCAAAGCAUCCCAUCCCUGGAAGCCGAGGCUCCAUAUGUGGACAUGCGGUCCAAAAGGACAGCUCGAUGAGCAACCAUUUCUCUGAGAUUCAUAAAGAUGAGAGUCAUUUGACAGUCCUAGGAGGAUGGGCUUCCAAUUCAAAACGCACCUACGUCCAACACCUCAGUAACUCGACCAUACGUUACUUUCCUGUGCAGUACUCCGCUCCUGAGCCAGAAGCCAUUCCCGUGACAAAUACACCCCCCUCGUCAAAUCAUCCAAACUCUACACUGCUUGCUUGGGACCAGCUGGCCUCAGCUCUUGACAACCUCGACAUCCUGGGCCAUAAAGAAUCAAUUUCAAUCACUGCUCAGGACAAUCUUACAACCCCAGAGUCCUGCUUUAUGAACUGUUCUGGAAUAUACACGCACAUCACUGCUUGCACCAACCUACUCCAAUGUUCCAUUAUAGAGCUGUACAAAAAAGUUCACUACCCCAAGCUGCUAGCAAAUUGGAAACCUUGGGUGGAGAAAUGGCUCAUUAAUUGCAUGACAGAGCUUCACUCGGUUCAUGAUGCUGUCAGAAUGGAGGCCCUCAGAGAAUCUAUUGACAAUCCUCCAUCAAGAGGACUAAUUCAGCCACUAAAUCAUCAGACCACCAUCAUUCAAUAUGCCUCGAUUGCCGCCGAAUUCAUUAUCUUUACUUUGCAGACAGCUGGUCAACCCCUGGCAACACAUUUUUGGUCCGACGGUGAUACCGAGCUAGCCACCAGUGUGAAAAAGGCAGCAUCUUUGUUGCCGUUAAUCCAAAGUGCUGACCUCAAUUCGGAGCAGGAAUUUGCCAUCAACCUUAAUGUGCUCUUCUGGCAAUCCGUUGGUUUCUCGUGCUCAAUCCUAAAACGAUCUAAAGUUCAGUCAGCGCUGGAGCAGUUCAUUGCCCUCUCAAUGAUCAAGCCCGAUGGAUCCUUCUGUCCGCCAUCCGAAUUGACUCAGACAAUUGCCGCCCUCCAGUACACCAUCCGUGUGGCCACAAUCUUUGUCUGUCUGCGUGCAACAGAGCUGUUUGCAGAAAAUCCUCCGGAUGGCAUAGAUCCCCAUAACCCACACGCUCUUGAAUGCGCAUCCAUCCGCACCUUCUUUCAGUACUUCCAUGAUGACAAACUCAUCUCGCCCUUCUUCACCAUCAGCAACUGGAUGCGGCUUGCCUCGUCAACAGAAUUUGAUGAAGAUCUGCCAAUCUCUACCUACUGGUCCAAUUCAGAAAUGACACAACUGGUCAUUGGCCCCACAACAAUCACGAUUGAGGCCGUGCAGCGAGCCCUCAGAAUCGCAAUCUCAUCCAUUAAUGGUGUCAUCCAUACAUCUCUCCAUGGCGCUUUGUUCCCCGAUUUCCCCCAGUAUACACUCAUGGACAUGGCCGAAAACACAUCCGUUGGGUUCAACUAUCUUGUGGCCUCUGAAAACAUGCAGAUUCGCCACUUCAAACUGCUCCAAGAUUGGAUGCUCAAUCAUUCUUCCUUUGGUGUUGCUCCUCCGGCCUGGGCAUUGGCUGUUUCCUUUAAAGACGGUCAAUUCUGGGUCAACUUGGACGAUGUCUGCUCAAAGAAACAUGCCUGGGACUGGCUUGAAAGUGCCGACCUCAUUCUUGAGCACAUCUACUUCAUUUAUCGCGUUGGCUGUGGUCUACCUGAUUGUAAAACUGAAGAAGCUGCUACUCUGAUCAGAAAUCUCCAUUCAGCUCCAAGAAACAUCUACUGGCGGGAAAACAGAUUUCUAUUUCAAACCAACCGCCACAACAGGCCAAGCCAAGUCUACCUCACCACAGACCUAUCGAUGCAUUUGCACAAUUAUCUAGCUUACAUUCGCCCAGUUCAAAUGCUUCUUCUCAGGGCUCUCAACCAACAUGACACUGCCAACACCAUGUUCAGCUUCCUUUGGGUUGGCAGUAGACAAGGCACUUGGGACAUGGCCCAGUUUGACCAGAUUCUUCAAAAACAAUGUUUCCUUGCUGGGUUAGAGAAGAUAGGACUUUGUGCUUGGAGGCAGGCUUCGGUUAGCAUUGCCCAUGCUCAUCUGGCGGCCAAAAUACCAGCCUCAUUGUUUUCUACCGAGGGUGGUUUGGUCAACCCUACAAACUAUAGCCAAUAUGCAGAUGCAAAUUUCCUCAAUGCAAGUCAGGCAUGGCAAGCCUAUUGGGGAAUUGAAUCUCACUUGGCUUGUCAGAAACCAUUGCUUCCGGUACCCGACACCUUGGCUCCGGCAAAAAAAGCUCAACAAGCUCUUGCGAUUUUCACUCAAGACCCCGAUGCCAGCUUCCGUGACGACUUCCAGGGCGAGUGGUUAUCAUGCCUCUUCAUGAUUCAAAUCCAGCAGAUUUCCCUGGUAGAUCAAACUGUCAAAGACUUCAAGAAGCUCAAAACCGUCUCGUUUCAGCACUUUGAGAAAGGAAACUGCAUCGAUCUUCUGGCCCAAGUAAUCAUUGCAACUACAAAUCAGGCUGCCGACCCUCACUUCUGCAAUCAGCUACGCUCUUGCUUGCCCACCCGCAUCAUCAUUGAUGAGGCACACUCAUUCCUUGAAGACGGAUACCGUGGAUACAUGCCUGGAGUCACAGCACUCACUCAGCUUUCCACUCAACUCAUCCUCACAACAGCCUCGUUGCCUCAUUCUCAAGAAGACGACCUCCUGCGAAUCACCUUUGGACUGCGUCGCUUGAUCACCAAACGGCAGCCCACUUUCAGACCAGAACUCAACAUUGAGGUCUUGAGAUCCCCUGCAAAAUGGGAACAACUUUCUUCAGUCAUCCAGCCCUUGAUCAACUCUUUCCUGCUCGGCCCCAAAGACCGUGCAAUGAUCUUUAUCGAAAACAAGAAUGCUGUUGAGCUUGUUGGGCCCCAAAUUGAGGCUGUCAUUCACCACUCGGAUCUGCCAGACGAUGUUGCAGCCGCGGCCGUAGAAAAGUGGAUUUCUGGUGAUGUUAAAUCAAUUGUUGCCACUAGCGGAUUUGGGACAGGAAUCAAUUAUCUUCAUGUCCGUCUGGUCUGCAUUUACGGCAUCCCCAACCGAGAAACAGCAAACAAGGCCUACCAACAACUUGGGCGCGCUGGACGGGAUGGCCACCAGGCUCACAUCUUCUUCAUUCCUGAGGUCUCAGACUCCCAUGGCGGAAUUGACGACUUCAAAAAGAAUCUGAUGAAUCCUGCGCUGUGCCCUGCUAACACCUUUGCUCAACAUCAAGACAAUCUCAACUGGUCUUGCAGGAACUUUCCCCCAUUCCUUCGUUGUGUCUGUUGCUCAAGAUUAUCAGCCAACCCAGCUUUACAUCCAUCCCCUUUAUCCUUGUCCCAGCCAUCUUCAAUUCCCGAUUGGUCCCCCGAUCCAUCAGCACCAAGCAAUUCAUACACCUCCUCAUGUACUGUUUCAGCCAAGGCCACACUAGGUGCACAUGUGGGAUCAGGUCUGGCUCAGUCUCGCAAACGUAGACGCUUGGAAGACACAGAUCCACUGGCACACAAACUGGCCACCUCCAACAUUCUGGCGGCCGAAAGCUCCCUCUCAAUCACUUCACUGGCGAGAUCUGCUGAGCAAGCUCGUCUGCAAUCAAUGCCCAACAACAGAGUCAACUCAAACCAGAACAACCACGACAACUCUCUCAUCUCCCACGAGCUCGUCAAUCUUCAGAGGUUUAUUCGGAAGAUGAAGGGUGCUUGUGGUGACUGUUAUGUUUGGAAUAACACAAUCACUCCAGCACAUCCACGCCAAUGCAAACCAAUGCAUGGAAAGUGCUUGAGAUGUAGAGCUGGAAAAGGGUGGGCAAAUCACGCCCACAGUGGAACCGAGCAUACAACCAAGAACUGCUCCUCAACCAGCUUUUCAGCUUCUAUAUCAGAAGGGUCCAAAGGAGCACACGGGUUCAAUAUUUGCACCAGGUGUGGCCUCCCUGCUGGAUCCCAAGAUCGGUUCAACUUUCAUCCAAAUGGGAACGUCGGCCCAAACUGUGAAUCCGGAUUUGCUAAUAUUGCAGAGGCUAUUUGCUGGUAUGUAUACCGGGCUCAGAGAACUGAGCUUGGAAAGUGGUUCCCUACAGCUCCUUUAGACUCUGAGCCUGCAUUCUCCAAAUGGAUCGGUAUCACCUCUAAAGAUGUCAGUCCGGCUCCUUGGCCAAAUGGAAUCAAGUUGCUAUUGAGAUAUGAAGAAAAUAAAUAG